Epinephelus fuscoguttatus (brown-marbled grouper) is the source of this 849-nucleotide messenger RNA. It is a transcript of the gene mphosph6, whose product is annotated as M-phase phosphoprotein 6. The record is from RefSeq and is a predicted model, not a curated record. NCBI's taxonomy places the organism in Eukaryota, Metazoa, Chordata, Actinopteri, Perciformes, Serranidae. The transcript is spliced from 5 exons. The coding region runs from base 138 to 632 and encodes 164 amino acids. Gene Ontology annotation, biological process: maturation of 5.8S rRNA.
CAUCAAAGCUGCUCUGCGUUCGACUUCUUCUGUCUGAGUUUUAUCAGCAUCUGCGUGGAGCCACUGCGCGUGCUUUUAGCCAAAAAAAAACCUUCAAACUGUCUCGUGCUGCUGUAGUUUAGUUUGUUAACAGUUUAAUGAUGGCCAACGACUCUGUGAAACUCUCCAAAAACCUCUUACGCAUGAAGUUCAUGCAGAGAGGUCUGGAUGCUGAGACGAAGAAGCAGCUGGAGGAAGAUGAGAAGAGGAUCAUCAGUGAUGAGCACUGGUAUCUGGACCUGCCGGAGCUUAAAGCCAGAGAGAGUCUGAUCAUAGAGGAGAAGAGUUUUGUUCCCUGUGAAGACCUGAAGUACGGUCGCAUCUCCUUCAAGGGUUUUAAUCCAGAAGUCGAGAAACUGAUGGCUUUGAUGAAUCCAAAAGAUGAAGAGGAGAAACAGGAAGAAGAAGACAUCAGCCGGAUGCAGACGGACGUCACAGAUGAGGAAAUGGCUCUCAGGUACGAAAGUUUAGUGGAAAGCAUGAAGAAGAAGUUUGCAAAGAAGCGCGAGAGAGCAACGAUAGAAGAGGACGACGUAAACCAAAACGUUGUAGAAACCAACACAAAGAGAGCCUUUCUGAAACCUCAGGACUAACACCAACAUGUGACGGACUUUUUUAUGUAAAGGACUCAAAACAGAACUUUUUUUUUUAUUAUUACAUCAGAAAUGACACAGAGAACAUCCAUGAGCAGAAUGUUCAGUGUUUUAAGGCUGAUUGGAUGUUAUACAUCCUGUUUUUUAAAGAAAAGAUGUGUCUUUGAGAGGCUGUCAGAGAUGUGAACACAGUGUUUUUACAGUCUGUGCUACGUGA